AUGAUUCCUCAAAAUAUUGGGAGGCUCUCCAACUUGGUACAAUUGUGGCUUCACAUAAAUAAACUAAAUGGAACUCUGCCCCAAUCUCUUACGAAUUGUACGAGACUUACAACGCUGAAUUUAAGGGUCAACCUCCUUGAAGGUGAGCUUUCUGCUUUUGAUUUCUCCAAAUUCAUUCAGCUUAGAUCAAUUGACCUUGGGAAUAAUUUCUUCAGAGGUAGAUUGCCAUCGAGCCUUUUUUUGUGCAAGAAUUUGACUGCAAUUCGCUUGGCUACUAAUAGUUUAAAUGGAGAGGUUUUGCCUGAUAUAAUGGCAUUACAAUCUCUAUCCUUCUUAUCCCUUUCUAAUAAUAGCCUAAACAAUAUCACCAGUGCUAUGCGCAUCCUAACAGGGUGCAAGAACCUCAGCACUUUGAUCCUCUCAAAAAACUUUUACAAUGAACCACUGCCUGGAGAUGAAAACUUGAUAAGAGCUGGCGAGUUCCAAAAUCUUCAAGUCCUGGGUUUAGGUGGCUGUGGAUUCACUGGUCUAAUUCCAAUUUGGCUGUCCAGACUAGAUAAGCUGGAGGUUCUAGACUUAUCGCUUAACAACAUCACAGGCUCCGUCCCAGGAUGGUUUGGGGAUCUUCCAAACCUUUUCUACUUGGAUUUGUCCCAAAACCUUCUAUCAGGAAAAUUCACCAUGGAACUUAUAAAACUGAGAAGACUAGCAACACAACGGACUUCAGAUCAAGUAGACCAAAGUUAUUUAGAAUUGCCUGUCUUUGUUCAGCCCAAUAAUGCCUCCAAUCUGCAAUACAACCAGCUCUCCAACCUGCCACCAGCAAUAUACCUCAGGAGUAACAGUAUCAGGGGUACCAUCCCAAUUGAGAUUGGUCAAUUGAAGUUUAUCGUUGCCCUGGAUCUCAGCGAUAACAAUUUCUCUGGCAGCAUUCCGGACACAAUAUCUAAUCUCACUAACUUGGAAAAACUGGACCUCUCUAUCAACAAUCUUUCUGGUCAAAUUCCUGCAUCACUCGAAAAUCUUCACUUUCUGUCUUUCUUCAAUGUUGCAGACAACAGUCUUGAAGGUCCUAUACCUGUAGGAGGUCAGUUUGACACAUUUCCUAAUUCAAGCUUUGAAGGAAAUCCACGUUUGUGUGGUAAAAUUUUGCAGCGCUCAUGCAGUAGUCAACCAGAAAUUACCCAUCAGUUAGCACAAAGGAAAGGAACAAAGAGAAAAAUCAUUGCACUCGUUGUCGGGAUUUGUUCUGGCAUUUUCACUUUUACUCUGCUGAUAUAUUGGGUAAUUUCCAAGAGGAGGAUCCUACCAAAAAGUGGCCCUGAGAAAACUGAUAUGGAUAUGGUAUCCUUCAACUCUUCUGGAGUAUUUAAUGAAGUUGCAAAUGAUACCAGCCUUGUCAUAUUGUUUCCUAACAACACAAAUAAACCAAUGGACCUAACAAUCACUGAAAUCUUGAAAGCCACAGAUAAUUUCAACCAGUCAAACAUAAUUGGGUGUGGGGGCUUUGGUUUGGUAUAUAAAGCAACUUUAGCAGAUGGUACCAAGCUGGCAGUUAAGAAACUCUCUGGAGAUAUGGGUCUGAUGGAAAGGGAAUUCAAAGCCGAAGUUGAAGCUUUGUCCACUGCCCAACAUGUGAAUCUGGUUACUCUGCAGGGUUACUGUGUUCAUGAUGGCUAUAGAUUGCUAAUAUAUUCCUACAUGGAGAAUGGGAGCCUGGAUUACUGGUUGCAUGAAAAACCUGAUGGAGCAUCCCUACUCAGUUGGCCAACUCGACUGAAGAUUGCUCAAGGGACAAGUUAUGGGGUGGCUUAUAUGCACCAGAUUUGCGAACCACAUAUUGUGCAUCGUGACCUAAAGUCCAGUAACAUACUUCUGGAUGAUAACUUUGAUGCACAUGUGGCAGAUUUUGGGUUAGCAAGGCCGAUUCUUCCUUAUCAUACUCACGUAACCACCGAACUAGUUGGUACCCUUGGUUACAUUCCACCAGAAUACAGUCAAUCAUGGAUAGCCACAUUGAGAGGGGAUGUCUACAGUUUUGGGGUUGUUAUGCUCGAACUAUUAACUGGAAAGAGGCCUGUAGAACUCUUUAAGGCAAAGAUGGCAAGAGAAUUGGUUGCAUGGGUACAGCAAAUGAGGAACGAAGGAAAACAAGAAGAGAUCUUCGAUUCACUCCUUAGAGGCAAAGGCUUUGAAGAAGAGAUGCUGCAAGUGCUUGAUGUGGCUUGCAUGUGUGUCAACCAGAACCCUGUCAAGAGGCCGACUAUACAAGAAGUUGUUGAUUGGCUCAAAGAUGUAGGGUGCAACCGUGAGGCAGCAGCGUAA
This is a messenger RNA of Fraxinus pennsylvanica, 2325 nucleotides long. The record is from the annotation of a GenBank genome assembly. NCBI's taxonomy places the organism in Eukaryota, Viridiplantae, Streptophyta, Magnoliopsida, Lamiales, Oleaceae.